AUGACUCGCAAAAUCAAUGGCGCAAACGAAACCGAGCGCUUCCUCGAAGUGUAUGAAACCCUGCGCAAGGACAUUCUGUCCGAGCUACCAAAAUACAAUAUGCCUGUUGACGGUGCCAAACACGUUGAACAUGUGCUUGAUUAUAACAUUCGGGGAGGCAAAAUGAAUCGAGGUAUAAUGGUUCUGACAGCACUUGAAGCACUCAAACCUGGCAAACUGAGUGCAGAUGAGAUAUUCAAGGCUCAGACUUUGGGAUGGUGUAUUGAAUUUUUACAAGCCUUCUUCCUGAUCGCUGAUGACAUCAUGGAUGGAUCUAUUACACGUCGUGGGCAGCCUUGUUGGUACAAAGUGGAAAACGUUGGACUCAUGGCAAUCAACGAUGGAUUCAUUGUCGAGUCCGCCAUCUACCAGCUCCUGAGAAAGUAUUUCAAGAGUGAUGAUUGUUAUGGGGAUUUGUUGGAGUUGUUUCAUGAGGUCACCUAUCAGACCGAAUUGGGACAAUUGAUGGAUUUGAUUACUGCACCUGAAGAUCAUGUUGAUUUGAGCAAGUUUUCGAUUCAAAAGCAUGCAUGGAUAGUAGAGUACAAGACUGCGUAUUAUUCAUUCUAUUUGCCAAUUGCUGCAGCUAUGAGAAUGGCUGGUGUCAAGGAGGAAAAGGCAUACAAGCAGGCAUUGGAUGUCUUGAUUCCUCUUGGAGAGUACUUCCAAGUUCAGGAUGACUACUUGGACUGCUACGGCACACCCGAACAAAUCGGAAAAAUCGGAACCGACAUUCAAGACAACAAGUGCUCAUGGCUUAUCGUGCAAGCAUUGACUCGUGCGUCUCCUCAGCAACGAAAACUUUUGGAUGACAACUAUGGCAAAAAGAACGAGACAAACGUCGCAGUAGUCAAAUCCAUCUACCAAGAACUUGAAAUCGAUCAAGUCUUUCAAAAAUAUGAAGCUGCCUCCAAAAAGAGAAUUGAAGCGCUGAUUGCUAAAGUGGAUGGAGAGUUGUUGCCGAGGGAAAUGUUGACCAAGUUCUUGGAGCGUAUAUUUAAGUAG
Synchytrium microbalum is the source of this 1044-nucleotide messenger RNA. RefSeq lists its product as uncharacterized. Gene Ontology annotation, biological process: trans, trans-farnesyl diphosphate biosynthetic process. Bases 1 to 1044 code for a protein of 347 amino acids. Gene Ontology annotation, cellular component: cytoplasm. The transcript has 11 exons. The record is from RefSeq and is a predicted model, not a curated record. NCBI's taxonomy places the organism in Eukaryota, Fungi, Chytridiomycota, Chytridiomycetes, Synchytriales, Synchytriaceae. Gene Ontology annotation, molecular function: (2E,6E)-farnesyl diphosphate synthase activity; dimethylallyltranstransferase activity.